Messenger RNA from Benincasa hispida (wax gourd), 1821 nucleotides. Its product is annotated as transcription factor MYB98-like. Gene Ontology annotation, molecular function: RNA polymerase II cis-regulatory region sequence-specific DNA binding; DNA-binding transcription factor activity, RNA polymerase II-specific. Gene Ontology annotation, biological process: regulation of DNA-templated transcription. Gene Ontology annotation, cellular component: nucleus. The record is from RefSeq and is a predicted model, not a curated record. NCBI's taxonomy places the organism in Eukaryota, Viridiplantae, Streptophyta, Magnoliopsida, Cucurbitales, Cucurbitaceae.
UUAAAACCACUUUCCUCUCACAUAAAUUGAGCGUUUAUGACUCUUUCAUAAUUGACAUAAUUGUUUGAACGUUUGCCUAAUUCCUCUUCUAAACUUAUGAAAACUCACUAAGUACUGUUUAUUAUCGGCUCAACAGAAAGAUAAAAUCAAAACAAACUGAAAAACACCCUAACAUAAGCUACAAAAAUGCGCAAGUAGCUACAAUUGCAGAAUCUAACACAAGAAAUAAAGGGAUGCAAAGUUGGAAGAAGGAGAAAGACGUACUGAUAACUCAUCAACAUCGAUUUUGACGUACUACAAGAAUUUCCCAUUUAGAUCAUCAAUUUCAUCCCAUUGGUAAUUCAUCCUCCAAUAAUUCUGUUAUGGAAGACGAAAAUCUGUGCAGUAAUUUCGAACCUUUGAAUAAUAAUCCAUAUUCAUAUGGUGUUGAUCAAGAAUUGUAUGAGUUUAAUAAAGGGAAUGCUGCAGCAGAUCAAGUGAUGGACAACUUCCAAAAUUGUGGAGAUUAUUAUUAUUAUUAUUCUUGCAACAAUUUUCAUCAAAGGAAUCAUCAAACUGAAAUAAUGGGAUUGGAAAGAAAUUCUUCCAUUAAUAUUCCAUUGAAUUUCCCAGAAAUUAAACCUGUAAACUUCAUGGUACCUGAUGAAGUUUCAUGCAUAAGUUCAGGAAGAAAUGGCCAUAUUCAGAAAGGUAUUAUGAAUAAAAAUGCUAAUUUUCCAUCUUUGUUAAGAACAUCUAAAGGUAGAAAGAAGGCAAGUGUGAUCAAAGGCCAGUGGACAGUUGAAGAAGAUAGGCUUUUGGUUCAAUUGGUUGAACAAUAUGGAGUGAGAAAAUGGUCUCAUAUUGCACAGAUGUUGCCAGGGAGAAUUGGAAAACAGUGCAGAGAGAGAUGGCACAACCAUCUCAGGCCUGAUAUUAAGAAGGAUACAUGGAGUGAAGAAGAGGACAAAGUAUUGAUUGAAGCACAUUUAGAAAUAGGGAACAAAUGGGCAGAAAUUGCAAAGAGACUACCAGGAAGAACUGAAAACUCUAUCAAAAACCACUGGAAUGCAACGAAGAGAAGGCAAUAUUCAAAGCGAAAAUGCAAAUCCAAAUAUCCGAGGUGCUCCCUUCUACAGGAUUACAUAAAGAGUCUGAAUCUCAACUCCAAUAACGCCGCUCGCCACCAGAAGAAAAGCUCCGGCGCCACCUCUUCCGCCGUCAACAAUAAUUCCAAAUCAAAAUCGACCAAUCAUCACCAUCAUAAUCAAGUACAAACUACUAAUUUUUGUCCUAACGAUUGGACGGUUCCGGAUUUUGAUUUCAAGGAAGAACCAGAGAUUUAUCUCGACGAUAGUUUCUUUCCGGAAGGAUGUAGCACCAACUCGCUCAUGGAGGAUAUUGUUGCCGCUUCUGUUGACGAAGCCAAUAAUUAUGAUCGAGAAAGAUAUAACGACAAUGAAGAAUUGGCGGAGUUUUGUCGGGUUGAAAUGGAGAAAUUGCAGUAUUAUGCUCCGUUGAGUAUGGCGGCGACGGCGGCGACGGCGAAGGAGUUUGAAGUGAAAAAAGAACUUGAUUUAGUAGAAAUGAUGACUCAAGUCAAUGAAAUUAACAACAUGAUGAAAUAAUGACCCAAUGUGAAAACAAGCUUUAAGUAGCAAGACUUUUUAUUUUAUAUAUUUUUUGGAAUUUAUCAUUCCAAAGAUAUCUACUUUUAUGCCAUUAGCAUGUGAGAAAAAGUUUAAAUGGAACUUUGCUCGAGAUUAUCGACUUCAAAGUUUGUACUCGUAUUCAAGUUUGUCUUUAUUGAGGAUGGGAUGUACUUUUUUUUUUUUAAUAAAA